AUGUCUGCGACCACGGUUCUUCCCACCGUGCAAAUAAACGUCAACUAUACUGAGCUCAAGCAGCUGAUUCGUGACUUUUUCACUCACUUCAAGUCUUCUUCAGAUGUCGAUCUCGACGUGGAGCCUGAAUUGCAAGAGCUGGGUAUCAAAUACUUGGACUUGUUGCAGAAAGUCGCCAACAGAGACAUCUCAACCAUCAGUAUCGACUUGGACGACAUCAAGCUGUACCAGGAAGUGCUGUUCUUCUCGUCCCAGUCUCAGGCUGGCCAGAUGAACUUGGUCAACCAGAUCCAAAAGAACACCUACCACUUUGUCGAGCUUUUCUCCCAGGUCAUCGACUCGUUGAUGCCAGAGCCAACCAAGGAUAUUUCCUACAAGGAUGACGUGUUGGAUGUGAUUUUGCACCAGCGUAAGUUGAGAAACUUGAGGGUGGCCCAGGAAAACACCGACGAGCUCAAUUCCUUGAACGCUGGCCUUUCCCAGCAAUCCAACACAGACUGGCAGAGUUCUGAUGACCGUGACAAUAAUUUGUUGCUGCAAAACAUGUUCCCUGCCAAGUUAACCAGAAGAUACCACUUGUACUUCAAGCCCUUGACUGGAAGAACAAAGGCUUUGGCUGUCAGAGACGUCAAAGGUAGCCAUGUUGGUAAGAUGAUCACUGUCAGAGGCAUUGUCACCAGAGUCUCCGAUGUUAAGCCAUCGGUUCUCGUGAACGCCUACACUUGUGACAAGUGUGGUUAUGAAAUCUUUCAAGAAGUCAACUCGAAGGUUUUCCAGCCCUUGAGAGAUUGCACUUCGGAUGUGUGUAAGGGUGACAACCAGAAGGGCCAGUUAUUUAUGCUGACGCGGGCGUCCAAGUUCCUGUCUUUCCAGGAGGUCAAGGUCCAGGAGAUGGCUUCCCAGGUGCCUGUCGGUCACAUUCCAAGAACUCUUACCAUUCAUGUCAAUGGUGACUUGGUCAGACUGAUGAAUCCUGGUGACAUUGUCGACGUUGCUGGUAUCUUCAUGCCUUCGCCAUAUACUGGUUUCCGUGCUCUCAAGGCUGGUCUCUUGACUGAGACGUACUUGGAAGCCCAGUUCGUCCAGCAGCACAAGAAGCAAUACGAAUCGCUUGACAUAACUCCCGAAAUCAGAGAAGAAAUGAUGGCUUUGAACCGUGAGGGUAACGGUACGAUUUACAGACGUUUGGCCCAGUCCAUCGCUCCUGAGAUCUAUGGUCACUUGGAUGUGAAGAAGAUUCUUCUUUUACUUCUCUGUGGUGGUGUUACCAAAGAAAUUGGCGAUGGUAUGAGAAUCCGUGGUGACAUUAACGUCUGUCUUAUGGGUGAUCCCGGUGUGGCCAAGUCUCAAUUGCUUAAGGCAAUCAAUAAGAUCGCCCCAAGAUCCGUCUACACUACUGGUCGUGGUUCUUCUGGUGUUGGUUUGACCGCUGCAGUCAUGAGAGACCCUGUCACUGACGAAAUGGUCCUUGAAGGCGGUGCCUUGGUUCUUGCAGACAACGGUAUCUGUUGUAUUGAUGAGUUCGAUAAAAUGGAAGAGGGUGACAGAACAGCAAUUCACGAAGUCAUGGAACAGCAGACCAUCUCCAUUUCCAAGGCUGGUAUCAACACCACCUUGAACGCCCGUACAUCCAUUUUGGCUGCUGCUAACCCCUUGUAUGGUCGUUACAACCCUCGUUUGUCCCCACACGAAAAUAUCAACUUGCCAGCUGCUCUCUUGUCUCGUUUUGAUAUUAUGUUCUUGAUCUUGGACCAGGCGUCUGAAGACAAUGACGAACAACUUGCAGAGCACGUCACAUAUGUCCACAGAGAGGGCAAGCAGCCUGAAAUGGACUUCACGCCAUUGGAGCCCAAGACCAUCAGACAGUACAUUUCUGUCGCCAGAUCAUACCGUCCUGUGGUGCCUAAGGAAGUUGGUGACCAUGUUGUGCAGCUGUACAUCCGCAUGAGAAAAGAAGCACAGAGAAAUGAAGGUUCUGUUAAGAAGUUUGCCCAUAUCACGCCUAGAACGUUAUUGGGUAUUUUGCGUAUCUCCCAAGCGCUUGCAAGAAUCCGUUUUGACAAUGUUGUGAGACCUACAGAUGUUGACGAAGCUCUCAGACUUCUACUGGUGUCGAAGUCCUCGAUGGACUCAAACGACGACAUUGAGAGAGACGAUGUCAUGACAAGAGUCAACAACAGCAUUCGUAGAUUCUUUGCAGAGGAAGAACAAGAAGGUAAGGCCACCGUCAACAUGGCCGAGUUGUACCAGAGAUUGGCUGGUAUGGGAUUCACACAAGAGCAGAUCGACCUGUGUAUCAACGAGUACGUCCACCUUAAUUUGUUCCAGGUGGUCGAUGACGGUGAGUCCUUGUUGAUCGUUAACGAUUAA
Molecule: messenger RNA, 2370 nt
Organism: Candidozyma haemuli
Lineage: Eukaryota; Fungi; Ascomycota; Pichiomycetes; Serinales; Metschnikowiaceae
Gene: CDC47
Product: DNA replication licensing factor MCM7
Exons: 1
Coding region: 1-2370 (789 amino acids)
Biological process (GO): double-strand break repair via break-induced replication; DNA replication initiation; DNA replication
Cellular component (GO): MCM complex; nucleus
Molecular function (GO): ATP hydrolysis activity; single-stranded DNA binding; ATP binding
Source: RefSeq, a predicted model, not a curated record